Molecule: messenger RNA, 996 nt
Organism: Saccharomyces mikatae IFO 1815
Lineage: Eukaryota; Fungi; Ascomycota; Saccharomycetes; Saccharomycetales; Saccharomycetaceae
Gene: BIG1
Product: Big1p
Exons: 2
Coding region: 1-996 (331 amino acids)
Biological process (GO): (1->6)-beta-D-glucan biosynthetic process; fungal-type cell wall biogenesis
Cellular component (GO): endoplasmic reticulum membrane
Source: RefSeq, a predicted model, not a curated record
AUGCAGAUAGUGUUAAGAUACCUGCUUUUUAUGGUGUAUGGAAGCUUUUGUGCUUCAGAGGAGUUGCGGAACCAGACCAACGUUCCUGCAAUAUUAUUCUCCUACAAGCUAACUCCUGGUAUUUUGAGGUAUCAAGAAGAUUAUGAUAUGGCACUAACUCUGCCAAGAAGCACCUUCAUUAAAGCCGCAGAAAAUUUUUUAGGUACAUGCAAUGCCAACACAUAUGUGUUAAUUAAUCAACCGGGACUGAGAAAACUGGACUUCUUGGAAUUUGAAACAGAGUUUAUUUCGCUACAGAGGUAUAUAAAACAAAGUUCGACAGCAAUUAAGUUCGAAAAAGUGGAUCUACUGCCCCAAGAACUAUAUGAUGACCUUUCAGAGUUUGUGAAAGAGUAUUGUGAUACAGCCAAAGUAUUGAGAUUGCGAGGUAAUCAUACAGAAGAUUUUCAGCCUUUCAUUGAUAAUGAGAAAAGAGUAAUCAUAAUUGAGUACCCAAGGUUACCAGAAAACACAAGUGAACGUAGAGAGGCGUUUCGCCAUUAUGACAGGUACUUGAGGACCAUAUUAGCGCAGAUUCCGUCACCAGAACAAAAAAUCAUCUAUACCUCAUUGAACCCUGGUACUACAUUGGUUCAUGAGUCGAUUAUACCUAUCGAAAUAUUCCCAAGCAUUUUUGACAUUAAAUCUAGAAUGGGGGAAGUGGAAAAGAAUAACAGAGUGUUGGAUGUGCCUCGUCUACCAUUCAAUGACUAUACUCCGCGGUUCUCAGAACCACCUUCGGAAUAUGUUUCAGUCUUUGACUCACACUUGAUUGAAGAUAACAGGGUCUUAUUACAGCUGAUUUUCACGAUCUUAGUUGGAUUCGUUCUGCUUCACCUCUUUUUUACAGGUAAAAGGAAUAUUGUUGAUAGGAAGGCCAAAAAUCAAAACCACAACAUAAGGCAGAAAUCACAACCGCAAAAACGACAAGAGGCUCAGAAAACGCCUUCUAAAUAA